Messenger RNA from Thermochaetoides thermophila DSM 1495, 576 nucleotides. RefSeq lists its product as uncharacterized. Gene Ontology annotation, biological process: late endosome to vacuole transport via multivesicular body sorting pathway; protein targeting to vacuole. The transcript has 3 exons. Bases 1 to 576 code for a protein of 191 amino acids. The record is from RefSeq and is a predicted model, not a curated record. Lineage: Eukaryota; Fungi; Ascomycota; Sordariomycetes; Sordariales; Chaetomiaceae. Gene Ontology annotation, cellular component: fungal-type vacuole membrane; Vps55/Vps68 complex.
AUGUCCCUCCCCGAAGAACGUCUUUGGCGCUUCCGCAAGCCAGAAUGGCUUAACAGCAUUUGGGUGCGGAACGCGGGUGUUUAUACGGCCGGCGGGCUGUUCUCCCUCGCCUUCUACACCCUCCUAGACUCUGCCGUCUGGUCUAAGUCCUCCCGCAACGGCUCCACCAUCCACGUCGGCUUCGUCGACUGGCUUCCCUUCAUCUUUUCAGCUCUUGGCAUGCUCGUGAUCAGCAACAUUGAGAAAUCCCGCCUCUCCUCCGAGUCCUUCAGCUACACGGGGUAUUCGUCGAGCGUCGCGUGGAAGGCGCGCGUCAUUUUGUUUCUCGGGUUCGCCAGUCUGGCGGGCGGCAUGGCGGGCGGUGUGACGGUUUUCGUGCUGAAGUAUGUCGUGCCGGGCGUGCAGUGGCCGGCGCUGGGGAUGGGCGUGGAAAACUUGGUGUCGAACUUUUUGGUCGGGUUGAGUACGGUUGUGUUGUGGGCCGCUGUCAGGAUCCUCAGUGGUGGCAUAACCCCAUUCGACCUCGGCGCUUAUUACUUCAAAACACCUACCGGCAAGUUGUACACGUUUGAAUAA